Bactrocera latifrons is the source of this 2209-nucleotide messenger RNA. RefSeq names its product kelch-like protein diablo. NCBI's taxonomy places the organism in Eukaryota, Metazoa, Arthropoda, Insecta, Diptera, Tephritidae. Gene Ontology annotation, molecular function: protein binding. Bases 139 to 1959 code for a protein of 606 amino acids. The transcript is spliced from 9 exons. The record is from RefSeq and is a predicted model, not a curated record.
UUCAACGUCGUGCUGCUGCAGUCUGUCGCGAGCAUUGUGUUCAAUACGCCAUUCAGUAUUUGUCAAAUAUCAAACGUGUUAGGUUGUGUUKUUGUAUUGCAGUGCCGCCGUUGUUUUGUUGUAUAUAAAAAUAUAGAGAUGUGGAAGCCCAGUAGUGAUACCCCASCAAACUCGUUCCUUCUUAGUUCGGUGGAAAAAACAAUAGGGUCCAACAAAACCCUGGUCCACGUUUCAAGAUUGGUCGUCAACAUUUGGCAGUGCUAUGAUGCUCAACAUCUUAUCGAUGUAACAUUCAAAUUGUCCAAUCCAACACUUUUAGUUCCUGCACACCGCUUGAUAUUGACAGCGGCAAGUCCGUACUUUAGAAAUCUCUUCUUAGAUGAGGAAAACAGUAAACCCGUUAUCGAGAUAGACGAUAUUGAUAGUGACACCUUUGAGCGGCUGGUAGCAUAUUGCUAUACGGGCUCAUCACUAAUAACCGAGGACAAUGCGGAAAGGAUACUGAAAGGUGCAAUGAUAAUGCAGUUGGAUGAUGUGGUUGAGCUUUGUGUUGAUUUCCUUUUGGAGAACGUAUCCAUAUUUACAAUAAAGCGGUUAUAUGAGUUAGAGCAUGAAACUGAGUGUGUUCGGCUAGCGAAAAGAAUACAGGAAUACGAAAUAAAUMAUUUCUAUAAGAUAAGUCGAGAGGACUUUUUUUUAAGGUUCAGCGCAAAAAGAUUGAAAGCGCUUGUGGAAAGUGAUAAUUUGAAUGUGAACAGUGAGGAGGAUGCCCUUGACGCAGUUGAGCGUUGGUUUAACCACAAUGUUUCUGAUCGCAGAAGCUCGCUGCCAGAGUUGAUGUCUUGCUUACGUCUUACCAACUUCGAURUAACCCUUUUGAUGACACGAGUUAAACCGUUGCCUGGUUGCGAGACAUUGGCCUAUAAAGCUAUGUCGUGGAUAUGUGAACCUUUGUCGCGUACAAUGAUAUAUUUAAAAUACAUUGAACCCCGCAAAGGACUGAGUGGUAAUUGGAGAACAAAAGCGUUGAUGGCCAUACAAACGGAGUGCGAGGACUCAAAUCACGGUUGCAUAUAUCGCUUYAACAAAAGAAAAGAUACCUGGGUGCAAUGGGAUAAAAUCACAAUAAACCCUAUGAGUUUCGAAACAAUUCUUGUGGAGAAUGAUUUAUAUUUCAUUGGAGGCAAAAUAGACCACGAAGCGAUAAAGGACGUAAAUAGAUGGAAUUUGAAAACGAAAACAUGGAAACGUUUGCCCGACAUGCAKAAAGCCCGAUACUGGUCCAGUGUUGCAGAAUUGGAUGAGAAGAUCUAUGUGAUGGGUGGACUGGCGAAUCUGGUCAAAGUCUCACAAUCGGUAGAAGUUUAUACGAAAACAUGCGGUUGGAAGGAAGUAUGUGGACUGAUUACGCCACGUUACGGCGCCCGUGCGGUGACUUUAAAUGGCAAAAUUUACUUAAUUGGUGGCCACUGCGAAGGUGAUCUAAAAGCUGUUGAAAGCUAUGAUCCCAAUACGGAUAAAUGGACCGCAUGCGCACCUUUACUUAGAGAGCACUAUUUGCCUGGUGUGGCUGUAUACAAUCGACACAUUUAUGUAAUAGGUGGUUGGACCAAAACCCAAAAUAUGUUCGUAGAACGCUACGAUGUUCAGACCGACAAAUGGACUAAGGUUUGCUCUUUGACGAAUGGCCGGUGGGGCUUGGGUUGCAUUUUUAUAGACCAACAACUUUGGGCCGUUGGCGGCGGUUCCAAAACGUCUUACACAAAUAACGUGUCAGUUUACGAUACGAAAAAGGAUGAAUGGUCUGAGGCUAAAGCACUGCCUAAGGCUGGAAUAUAUUACAGUUUUACAGUUUCAACCACUUUUUUGGCGGAAGCGGCAAAAGUACAGGAAGUAAGAGAAGUAAACGAAAAAGAAAAAAUCAUGGAAAAGGAAUUAACGAAUUUAAAAGAACUAUAGAAAAAUAAAGAAAUGACGGAAAUGGAAGAAAUAGCAGAAUUGAGAAAAAUUAGAGAAAUAAUAAGACAAAGCAAUGAAGAAAAAGAAAGAAGUGAAGAAAGUUAAGGAAAUCCAAAUAAAUUAGCCCAAAAGGAAGAAGACGAUGAGUUGAAAUAAUUAACUAUUAUAUCUAAGCUGCCAAAUGUGGAACUUUAUUUAUUACAUAGAACAAAUUUGCUUUAAUAAUAAAUUAAUAAACUGAAAAAUUAUA